AUGGAUUAUGCUACUACAGUUACAUUUCCAAACAAGAACCAAAUCGUCGUUCCUUUCAUUGCAAAUUAUUACCAUCAUCCAUCAGAAACAGAGAUCGAAAUCCAUGCAGAUUCAACAUAUUACGUUGACUUCUGCAACAUGGUCUCCGAAAUUCCAGAAGUCAAAUUAACAGUUUUCAAUUCAAAAGUCAUCGUCACACAAAAUCGAAAAGAUUUCAUUUCACGAUUAAACAUUGACUUAUGUGAAGGCGGCAAAGUUGAAUCUCAUAAUGAUCUCGAUAUUUACAAACUGAAAAUCGAUGGCAAAGGAACAUCAAUCACAACAUCACAACAACUUAAAGUAACAGACACAAUGAAGAUGUACAACAACUCAGAAAUCAACAUGAAUGCAAAAGAAAACAAUAUUGAUGAAAUCACAUUGAAAGACAACUGCAUUAUUAAUUCAGAUUUCGCAUUGAAUAUCAACAAAGUUAAUUGUUAUGAGAAUGACAAAGACACAACUCAAACAAUUAAUUCAGAUAUCAUCAUUACAAAGUUUCUUUCAUACGGUCCAUCCAAAUUAAGUAUUGGUGGAAUUCAAUUAUUAAAAGAUGCAUUUUUACAAUGUGUUUGCAUCAAUGGUGAAAUCAAUCCACUUAAAGUAACAAAUGCAAAAGAAUUAAACGUCGUUUUUUGUUCAGAUAAAGAUACAGAUUCAGCUCAAAAAGAAGCCUUGUUUGACCAAUUAUAUCUAGAUAACAAGAACAAAUUUAAUAUCAUUGAAUCAUCAUCAGACAUCAAGAUUAAUAUGAUUCCAAAUAUUGGUUUCGAUGAAUUCUCGGAGAAAGAAAUUGCUUUCUUUACUACUCAAUAUGCUUUCAAACUUGAUCACGAUGGUUCAUUAUAUACUCUUACUUUAACAGAUACACCAUUAAUGUAUCGUAUGAAAUAUUGUUUCGGAGGAGACAUUAAUUCAACAAAAUGUUCUCUUAUUCCACGCUUCUACUCUUCUGAAUACAAUGAAGACUGGAAGAAACAAGUCAAACCAUAUGCAAAUCAAAUCAAUCUUUAUUUCGGAGAAAACAAAGAAUAUACGAUUGAUGCAUCAGGAAUUAAAGCUCAAACAGCAUUAGUUAUUGUUGCUCCUGUUCAAGUCAAUUUAAACAUCAUGGCAUCAUCAGAAACAUCAAUAAUAGCAUUAAUUUUCUAUGGUGGAAAUGCAAAAGUGGAUUUGAACAACUUUAAUAACCUGAUUGACCAAAUUGGAAUACAAGGAGCUAUUGUUGAGUUUAAGAACAGUCAAAAUCUCAAUAAAAUUAAUAUUUUCAAAGGUAUAAGUUCUAAAGUUUCUUUUGAUCAAAAAGUUUCAUUUUCCGGAGAAACUUAUGCUUUCCAAAAUACCAAAAUAACAGGAGAUUUAGAUUUCUCUAAGUGCCAAAGCUUGCGUGUUGAUACAAAAUCAUUAAAUGUAUUUGAUCCAAAUCCUCAAAAUCUUGAAAUUUACCUUUCAAAAGAUGUCGAAAAAAUUGAUUUACAACAUGGAAAAAUAGUUUUUACUAUGUCUAACAAAGAAAAUGUCGCAAUUAGAGCCAAGCACGAUAGAAUGAUAGACCUAUUUUGCAUGUUUCUUAAAGAAAUGACCUUUUCAUGUUCAGGAACAGACGAGCUUCAACUUCCAAAGUUGAAUUGUACUUUCCUUUGGAAAUUCAAAAUUGUUGGAGAAUGGCCACAUACAGAAUUUCCUCUUAUUUUUGGAGAGACAAGGAUAAUGGAUCCGGAAACUCCUAUUAAUAUCAAUGUUAAAACAGAUGGAGCCUAUCCAAUUUGCUUGGAAUAUCAGUUCUCAGGAAGAAAUGUUUAUCUUGAUUCAGAUAAAGAUGUUACAAUUUCAUAUGACUUGAAGCCAAUCGAGCAGGGUUUCUACCCAUUUUUCUAUUCUUCAAAGAAUGUUUAUUUGAAGAAGAUCCAAUUGACAGAUGAAGGAGGCAUUGGAUAUGUUACAAACACAUCGAACAAGUUCUAUAUUGAUGAAGUCGAUGCAUCCGGUCAAUCAAUUGAGUUGAACAAUGUUGAAGUUCGAAACAUGACAAUGAUCAAAUCAUCUAUCACCGGUAUCUAUGCAAACUUUGUUGAUUCAUAUGUUACUAUGAAUGUUCCAACUAACAACCAAUUUUUAUCUACAUUCACCACUAACGGCAAAUGUGACUUAAAAUCAUUCAUUAUCAACGACGAUCGCCAUACAUUAUAUACGAACACCACCGAGAAGAUCUUCUGCUGCAGUGGUGGUCUUUCUGUUAAGAAACUGAAAACAGACACAGGUAAUUUACAUGUUAAAGACAAAUGCAUUGUUUUCACACCAUCCAUUUCAUCAUCUAAACUUCGACUUAUCUUAUUGAUCACAAUUCCAUGCUGUGCUCUUGUUUUAAUUGUUGUUGUUAUCUUGAUUGUUUUCAUUUGCAAGAGAUCACAUAAGAACAAAUUCGAAACAUCCACUGAAUUAACAGCAACAUUACUCUAA
Trichomonas vaginalis G3 is the source of this 2496-nucleotide messenger RNA. RefSeq lists its product as uncharacterized. Lineage: Eukaryota; Parabasalia; Trichomonadida; Trichomonadidae. The transcript has a single exon. Bases 1 to 2496 code for a protein of 831 amino acids. The record is from RefSeq and is a predicted model, not a curated record.